Camelina sativa (false flax) is the source of this 873-nucleotide messenger RNA. The record is from RefSeq and is a predicted model, not a curated record. Lineage: Eukaryota; Viridiplantae; Streptophyta; Magnoliopsida; Brassicales; Brassicaceae.
AUGGAUGGGGCGUCUCGUGGGAACCCGGGGUUAGCUGCGGUGGGCGGGAUUGUACGGGAUCAUGAUGGCAACUGGUGUGUUGGAUUCUCGUUGAACAUCGGUAUAUGUUCAGCACCGUUAGCAAGGUUAUGUGGGUGUAUUAUGGGCUGUAUGUGGCUUGGGAAAGACGGUAUAGACCAUGAAAACCAGAAAUUGCUACUAAGAGAGUUACAGAAACUAUUGAAAAGAAAUGGAUGUUCACUGAAAAAAUACAACCUUAUGCCACAAAUAUCUCUUGAAGAUGCAACAUUGCCUAAUCAGUUUAUAAUGGAUGAACUCAAUUACAACCGUGAGGAUCUAACAAAGAAACAUGUUGGUUGGAAAAAGAUGCUAAUAGAAGAACAUAAGAAGAUCUAUGAUGAGAUAAUGGAAGUUUUAUCAAUGACAAAGCAUCUAGCGGUAUUGCCUCUCUACUGCUGGAAGGAGGAAGAACAGCUCACUCUAGGAAGGGAAGCGAUUGUCAUUGCAUCAUUAAACUCUUCAUACUUAUGGAAUCAGUUCAAAGUUUUAAGACUGACAAAGAACAUGAGGUUGCUUCAAGACAUUGGUAAAAAAGAGGCCAGCGAGAUAGAAGAGUUUUCAAAAUGGAUAUUGGCAGUUGGAGAAGGAAAAAUUAAUGAGCCUAAUGAUGGUGUUUGUGAAAUAGAUAUCCCACAAGAGUUACUUAUUCCAGAGGGAUCCUCUCUGUUAGAGUCAAUCAUUGAAGCUGUUUACGGGAAAAACUUUUCCACCCAAAAGGAUCCUAAAUGUUUCCAAGAACGAGCUAUUCUUUGCCCUACCAAUGAAGAUGUCAAUUCUAUCAAUGAUGUCAUGUUAUCAAGUCUAAACGGUUAG